Molecule: messenger RNA, 921 nt
Organism: Tuber melanosporum (Perigord truffle)
Lineage: Eukaryota; Fungi; Ascomycota; Pezizomycetes; Pezizales; Tuberaceae
Exons: 1
Coding region: 1-921 (306 amino acids)
Source: RefSeq, a predicted model, not a curated record
AUGCGUCUCGAAAGGGUAGCAUACAAAAAAAUUGCGGGCCACCUCGACAAAACAGAGCUUGCCUGCCGGCUUCACUACCACCAGCUAUCACACGGUAAUAACCGCCGCAAACGCAACAACUCGAUAUCAUCAACCUCAUCAAACGCUUCAGUAACUAGUCCCGCAGCCUCCCCCAGCAGCAGCUCGACACCACUGGCCAAGACCCGCUCGUCAAGUCCGACAAUAUCCUCCUUCUCACCCGUCAAUGCCUCGGGUGCUAUCCAGAAGGUGGGAACCACGGCGCAACCAAAGAUAAAGGGCAAGCCAUUACUGCCAAAGCCCCACGGCUCGACGGGACCGACCUCGUCCACCUCUCCGGGGAAGAACCCAGGGAGCAACAAAGCGAAGCAGCUGCGGGUGGAUUGCAGCCCAGACGCAAUUGACAAGGACAAGCUCAUUCGUAUCGUGGAGAAGCAGAGGGCCAUGUUCUGGGAAUCGGUGGCGACCCAAUACGGCGGAUCCGUGGAUGCAGACUUCCUGCAAAAGUGUUGGCAGAAGGGCUUCACUUCCACUAGCUCUGCGACCACACCUACUUCGGCCAUCACAGCUCCUAGCUCUGCCAUCAGUGCCCUGACGACGACAACAACAACGACGCCAACAACAAACACAACCCCCAGCUCAGCUGUCACCGUCACACCCCUCACGCCUGCCAUCUCACCCUCUACCAAGGAGGCCGAAGAUGGAGCGCCCGGUGAGGACGGCGCGGCCAGCAGCAUUACUACCGUCAGCGAGGUAUCUACUCCCGAUUUGAGUCCCACGGCUUCAGUCAACGGGGAUUCGUCCACCAAGGAUGACAUGAUGGAGGAAGUCGAAGAAACCAGGAAACUCGAGCCCUCGUUGACGGCAGCAGCGAGAUCGGUCGACUGUGUUAUGAGAGACUAG